UGGAACUACGUCAACAACAUUCUCACUUGCCAAAUACAUGAGGCCAAUUUCAACUUUGCCCAUGCUCAAAGGCAAACUCUACCUCAUCACUUGUCCAACGCUUGCUCAGAGUGUCUUCAACUCUCCCGACCUCUGUCUUGAAACGUUCUUGGUUGAUUUUUCCACCCGGGCUUUGUUGUUGUCAGCCGAAACACCGAAGAUUCUCGAAAAGUCUGGGCAUGGUAGCACACCGAGCUGCAAGGAAAAAAUUCCGAAGGCAGUUCAUGAAGCAUUCCAGCUUGGAGUUGAUCUUGUCAAGAUGAUUUUGGCUUCCCUGAUCUCCGUCGCAUUUACGAUCAACUCCCUCGGCCAUGUCACUGAGCCUAAAAGCAUGUUCGACUGGCUCCGACAAAUGAUCGCAUUAGACACCAGCAAGGCGCUGUUUGGAGCCCACGGUCCCCUUAAAGAGAAUGGCCUUUUGGUUGAUGCUUUAAGGUAGGAAGAAUUAUCCCCUCUCAAAAAGAUAGUUUGCUCGUUAUACAUCAAGUGCUUUGAACGAAGGCUCCAAGCGUAUUCCCUGGAGUCUCUCUGACGACACUUGAUCCUC
Hyaloscypha bicolor E is the source of this 586-nucleotide messenger RNA. RefSeq lists its product as uncharacterized. The record is from RefSeq and is a predicted model, not a curated record. Lineage: Eukaryota; Fungi; Ascomycota; Leotiomycetes; Helotiales; Hyaloscyphaceae. The transcript has 2 exons. The coding region runs from base 38 to 478 and encodes 146 amino acids.